GCAAUUCUUUGUGGGAGGGGCUACAGACCUAUAUAAUCUCCAGGCAGAGCUACUGAGAACUUAGAGUGAGUUAUAGUGUGCACAAGGAAGAAACUAUCAGGCACGUGGAAACAUGUCUGGGAAACCCAAGCUGCACUACUUCAAUGGACGAGGCCGAAUGGAACCAAUACGGUGGCUGCUGGCAGCAGCUGGGGUUGAGUUUGAAGAAUCUUAUCUGGAAAAAAAGGAUGAUCUGACAAAAUUACGAAAGGAUGGAUCCCUGCUCUUUCAGCAAGUGCCAAUGGUGGAGAUUGAUGGCAUGAAGAUGGUGCAGACCAGAGCCAUUCUCAAUUACAUAGCAAUGAAGUACAACCUCUACGGGAAGGACCUGAAGGAGAGAGCCCUAAUCGACAUGUAUGUGGAAGGAAUAUUCGAUCUGAAUGAGUUAUUCAUAUACUAUGAUAUCCAACCAGCAGAUAAGAAGGAGCAACAUUUUGCUAAUAUGAUGGACAAGGCCACAAACAGAUACUUCCCAGCCUUUGAGAAGGUUUUGAAAGACCAUGGACAAGACUUUCUUGUUGGCAACCAGUUAAGCAGGGCAGAUGUGCAGUUACUUGAAAUCAUUUUAAUGGCAGAAGAGUUCAAACCUGAUAUCCUUGCCAAAUUUCCUCUCUUGCAGGUAAAUGAAUGGAGAGUUUUAAUGGACAAUGCAUUGGAAAGGACCACUGAUUUAAACUGGCUGAGAAACAGGGGAGAGUGGGAGGGUGAGGAGAGAAGUGACUUAGAAAAUAACCAAAUCUGCUAAGUACUUUUAGCUGGCCUCAAAUACUGAUGGUUGUUGCCAGCUUCUGUCUUUGCAGUCACAAAAGCAUAAUAGAGGGAACCAUGUAGUUUCUUCUGCAGCAUCAAUGCAUAAUGUUACUUUUAGAGCAUGGAUAACAUCAAAAUGUCUGACAGUUACAAUGCUUCUUAAGCACAGUGCUGUUUUGGUUUUGUUUUGUAGAGUUUAAAAGCAAGAAUAAGCAAUAUCCCCACAAUAAAGAAAUUCCUGCAGCCUGGUAGCCAGAGGAAACCACGAAUACGACCAGAAGAUAUAGCCAAACUGAGAGCAAUUUUCCACUGAGCAGCAGCCUAAAGCAACAGAAACUCUCAUUUCAUUGUGUUUGCUGAUAGCGGCAAAGGGAAAUGAAUGAAAACAGUGAAAAGGUUGUUGAUCUCUCUUUCCUUAGCUACAGCACUGAUUUGAGACUACUGUUAACACUUCCUAGGGGAAUCUGUAUGACCAUACCAGAAAAUGGAAUAGUUCACUGAUUGGGAGUAUAUUGGACAACACAAGAUAUCUUAACUGACUAAGGAGAAUACCUGAAAUAAAGUCUUACUAUUGACACUCAAA
Messenger RNA from Pipra filicauda (Wire-tailed manakin), 1372 nucleotides. RefSeq names its product glutathione S-transferase-like. The transcript is spliced from 6 exons. Gene Ontology annotation, biological process: glutathione metabolic process; xenobiotic metabolic process. The coding region runs from base 113 to 784 and encodes 223 amino acids. Gene Ontology annotation, molecular function: glutathione transferase activity. The record is from RefSeq and is a predicted model, not a curated record. NCBI's taxonomy places the organism in Eukaryota, Metazoa, Chordata, Aves, Passeriformes, Pipridae.